AUGCCCAGGUCGCAGUCGCAGGAGGAUCGGGGCUGGCGUCUGUACUCUGAAUUUCGAAAGCAAGAAGAUGGGCUGACGUUGAGAGGCAGAGGGCUGUCUGAGGAGGAGCGGGAGCUACAAACCCAUUACAGUGAUGGUAAAGAGCUCAAAACUUAUCUAAAAGGGAGGAAAACUCAGAUAUUUGUAAUGGCUGCUCCUCUCACUCUCCACCACCAUAGUAAACCUCCCUUAUCUUCAGACUAUCCCCUCCUCCUAAGAAACCCCACCUCCUCCUCUAGCAUUGCAGUGAUCACCAGCAGUCAUGGCCAGAAGAGAACUAACGACCCAAAUCAACCACACCCAUGUAUUGUUUCGAUAGAAAAAUGCUCCAACAUGUCCCAGCUCAAGCAAAUCCAUGCUCAAAUGCUCAGGACAGGCCUCUUCUUUGACCCCUUCACCGCUGGCAAAAUUGUGGCCUUUUGCUCUCUUCAAGACUCAGGAAGUCUCCACUAUGCUCGUCUUGUCUUCUCUCAAAUCUCAAAUCCCACCCCCUAUACUUGCAACUCCAUAAUUCGAGGCUGCACUGAUAAGAACUUGCAUCAAGAUGCGCUUCUUUUCUAUCAGGAAAUGAUAGUUCAAGGCUUGAUACCGGAUAGAUUCACCUUUCCGUCAUUGUUCAAGUCUUGCAGGAAUUUAUCCGAGGGCAAACAGCUACAUUGUCACUCAACAAAGUUUGGUUUUGCUUCAGAUACGUAUGCCCAAAACACUUUGAUGAAUAUGUAUUCGAAUUGCAGAUGUUUGGUGUCAGCUAGAAAGGUGUUUGAUAAAAUGGUGGAUAAGACUGUAGUGUCUUGGGCAACCAUGAUCGGGGCUCAUGCACAGUGGGAUCAACCCGAUGAAGCUGUGAAGCUUUUCGAGAGAUUAAUGGAUGAGAGAGAAAACGUGAAGCCAAAUGAGGUUACCUUGGUUAAUGUUUUGAGUGCAUGCGCAAGAGCACGAGAUUUGGCAAUGGUGAAAAGGGUUCAUCAGUACAUCGAUGAGAAAGGUUUUGGGUUCCACUUGGUCCUCAACACAGCUCUUAUGGACGUCUACUGCAAGUGUGGAUGUGUACAGCUAGCAAGGGAUUUAUUUGACAAGGGGCAGCAGAAAAACUUGUUUUCGUGGAAUAUCAUGAUUAAUGGGCAUGUUGAGAAUGGUAACUAUGAGGAGGCUUUGCUACUGUUUCGGGAGAUGCAAAUCAAGGGUGUUAAAGGUGAUAAGGUGACCAUGGCGACCUUGUUGCUCGCUUGCACCCAUUUGGGUGCUCUCGAGCUGGGUAAGUGGUUACAUGCCUACAUUAAGAAGCAGAGAAUUGACGUGGAUGUUGCUUUAGGAACAGCGCUUGUGGACAUGUAUGCCAAGUGUGGAAGCAUAGAAACUGCGACUCGAGUGUUUCACGAGAUGCCUGAGAAAGACGUAAUGACUUGGACAGCUUUGAUUCUUGGUCUUGCAAUGUGCGGGCAAGCAGAGAAGGCUUUACAGUAUUUUGAUGAGAUGCAUAUUAAGGGAGUAAAACCAGAUGCAAUCACAUUUGUAGGGAUUUUGGCUGCGUGUAGCCAUGCUGGAUUUGUGGAUGAAGGAAUUUCGCAUUUCAACUCCAUGUCUGAUACUUAUGGCAUCCAGCCUGCCAUUGAACACUAUGGUGGCUUAGUUGAUAUAUUAGGCCGAGCUGGUCGCAUAGCUGAAGCUGAGGAGUUGAUACAGCGCAUGCCAAUGGCACCUGAUCGUUUUGUUUUAGGGGGUCUUCUCGGUGCCUGCAGAAUCCAUGGAAAUCUUCAGGCUGCAGAGAGAGCAGCUAAACAACUCUUGGAGAUUGACCCAUAUCAUUCUGGAACCUAUGUACUUAUGUCAAAUAUUUAUAAAUCCAUGAGGAAAUGGGAGGAAGCAAAAAGAAUCAGGGAAUUGAUGGCAGAAAGAGGCAUGAAAAAACCUCCAGGUUGCAGCCAAAUCGAGGUUCAAGGAGUGGUCCAUGAGUUUGUGAAGGGGGAUUCGUCACACCGACAAUCCUUGGAAAUUUACGAAAUGUUGGAGGACAUGAUUAGCAAAUUGAAGAAAGCUGGUUAUGUUCCUGACAAAUCAGAAGUGCUAUUUGACAUGGCCGAAGAGGAAAAGGAGACUGCACUUAGCCUCCACAGUGAGAAGUUGGCAAUUGCGUUUGGGCUCUUGAGUACCAGUUCCGGGACUCCGAUCCGAGUUGUGAAAAACCUACGUAUGUGCAGUGACUGCCACAGUGCAACUAAGCUCAUCUCCAAACUAUACAAUAGGGAAAUAAUUGUGAGGGACAGGAACCGGUUUCACCAUUUUAAGGAUGGAUCCUGUUCAUGCAGGGAUUUCUGGUGA
Messenger RNA from Dovyalis caffra, 2358 nucleotides. The record is from the annotation of a GenBank genome assembly. NCBI's taxonomy places the organism in Eukaryota, Viridiplantae, Streptophyta, Magnoliopsida, Malpighiales, Salicaceae.